This is a messenger RNA of Scomber japonicus (chub mackerel), 6629 nucleotides long. RefSeq names its product nuclear receptor subfamily 3, group C, member 2 (gene nr3c2). Gene Ontology annotation, biological process: regulation of DNA-templated transcription. Lineage: Eukaryota; Metazoa; Chordata; Actinopteri; Scombriformes; Scombridae. Gene Ontology annotation, molecular function: zinc ion binding; sequence-specific DNA binding; DNA-binding transcription factor activity. The record is from RefSeq and is a predicted model, not a curated record. Bases 397 to 3384 code for a protein of 995 amino acids. The transcript has 9 exons.
AUGACGUCGCUCUGACUGUAAGUCCGACCGACUCCUUCGUUUGUUUUUUAUUACUCUUUUUAUCUAGGGCCCAGAAUCGGCAAUCUGCAAAAUUGCGGCCAUAAUGUGAGAUCGUCUGCCGCUGUCGUCCGACCCGUCGCUGUCGUUCGUCCUGUCAGGAGCAGCGGCUUGCUGUUGACGAUUACCACUGAUAUUACGCAGUAGACUUCUCCAGUGUGUCUAGCUGUCAAACUGCAAACUAUCUAUUGGAAAGAGUAGACAGAACACACUGGCUGAUAUUUAUUGACUUUGCUCGGCGUGUCUUUUUUUUGUCCUCUGGAUUAUCGCUGCCCAGCAACACCGCCACCUGACAACUCUGAAUGUCGUAAUUAAUUAAGGUGAAUCGAUGAGCCAGCAAUGGAGACCAAAAGAUACCAAAGUUUCUUUGAUGGAAAUGAUACAGAAAACAGAUGGUCUCAGGUCCCUAACACUAUGGAGUACUGCUGCAGCACAGAGGAUUCAAGUCUGACUAACAGUGAUAUCCUGAUGGACAUAGUCAAUGUCAGCUGCCCCGCUGGAAGCCCAGCAAUUGACUGCAAAGACAACAAUGCAAAGACGCAGGAGCAGCCAAUGCUUCGGCUCAGCCAGAACCAGCCAUUUGUUCUCCCACACUUCAACAACUCUCUUCAUGGUCAUAAGCAGGAAAUGGACUCCAAGGAGCUUUCCAAGACUGUGGCUGAGUCCAUGGGGUUGUAUAUGAAUGCUGCCAGGGAGGCAGACUUUGCCUUCAGCCAGCAUGGGGGUAGUACCAGCCCCGGGAAGAUGUAUCCAGUAUGUGGACGGCCACUAGAGGAGAAUCAGUGUGGCUCCACAAAGAGCCCCAAGUUAAAGCCAUUUGGUUUCCAGCAGCCCAGCACCACUCCUAGAGAACGCACCGCUGGGACUCCCGUUAGCUCAGCUACUAUGCUGGCCUCUUCUUUGUCCUGCAGUCCCCAGACCUCCAGCUCCAUCUCCAGCCCUGGGGGCAGCAACAAUAUGGUGUCGUCUACUACCAGUCCCCCCACAUGCUUUGGACCAAUGUGCUCAUCCGUCAGUAGUCCUGUCAGCCAGACAUCUUGUGCUCCAGCACUGGCCAACAUCAAGCACAGGAAUUCAGCCACAUGUAGCCCUGUAGAGUCCAGCACAGUGGGCUCACCACCACUUACCAGCCCGCUCAAUGUCAUGAGGUCCCCCAUUUCCAGCCCCCAGAGUAUGAGUAGUGUUAGGUCACCUCCGUCCUGCAGCACUACCUGUAACAUUCGGUCAUCUGUCUCAAGCCCCACAGGUGGCAGCUGCACCAGCACUGCCAACAACUGCAACACAAUAAGGCCCUCCAUCUCCAGUCCGGCCACAGGGGGCACUAUGGCUGUCAGCAGCCCACAGAAUCCCUCCUCUGCUGGGUUUCCUGUGUCCAGUCCUGCUGGGGGACUGGGUUUGGUGCAGAAUGACACUAAUAGCCCAGAAGCGACAGGUCUGACUAGAGACCCAGACUUCAAGAACUUUGAGUUCCCUAAAGUAGAGAUGGUAGACGGGGAGGUGUUUAACGUCGGCUUAGACCAGAUGGGCAUGGUUAAGUACAUUAAGAACGAACCUGGAACUGAUUUCAGGAGCAUGUGUUUAGGCAGCUCCAAAUGUAAUGCGAAUAGCACACCCUUUAUCACACAGAUUAAGAGUGAGCCUAACAAAAAUCAGGGAUGUAUGAAUCAACAGUCCUACAGUGAGCAGUCACCGUCUCUUGGUCUCUUCCCUGCAUCCGAGACCACCUAUUUGUCCCUGAGGAAUAACAUUGAUGAAUACAGUCUUUCUGGUAUCUUAGGACCCCCUGUCUCCUCUAUGAAUGGGAACUAUGAGCCUGAUGUGUUCUCCAACAAUGUCCUGUCUAAAGGGGUUAAGCAGGAGUCCAAUGAUGGCAGCUAUUACCAAGAGAAUAACAGCGUGCCCACAUCGGCCAUUGUUGGAGUUAAUUCCGGUGGACACUCAUUCCAUUACCAGAUUGGAGCGCAAGGAACAAUGUCUUUCACGCGGCAUGAUGUGAGGGACCAGUCCAACCCCUUGUUGAAUCUAAUUUCGCCUGUAACGGCGUUAAUGGAGUCGUGGAAAUCUCGGCCAGGCAUGUCACAGGGGUCACUGUCGGCCAGAGGUGAGGGAUACCCGGGUCAGAACUCCCUCACGGAUGGCAUGUCAAGUUCACCCCUGAGACAGCCAUCCUCAACGGCCAAAGUGUGCCUGGUUUGUGGAGACGAGGCAUCAGGAUGUCACUAUGGUGUCGUGACAUGUGGAAGCUGCAAAGUCUUCUUCAAAAGAGCUGUAGAAGGUCAGCACAACUACCUGUGCGCCGGGAGAAAUGACUGCAUCAUUGACAAGAUCCGAAGGAAAAACUGUCCAGCAUGUCGUGUACGGAAGUGUCUCCAGGCUGGGAUGAACCUAGGAGCACGAAAGUCCAAGAAGUUGGGGAAGCUGAAGGGAGUCAGCGAGGACCUGCAGGGCUCUAAGGAUGGCCAAACUGCUACAGGUGCCAUUGGAGGCAGUUACCUGUCCUCAGAAAAGGAGCUGAAUGCCAGUGCUGCCAAUGCCCUGGUGCCCCACGGGCCUGGGGUAGUCACACCUUUUCUGCCACCCUCCAUCUGCAGUGUGUUGGAGCUGAUUGAGCCUGAAGAGGUGUACUCUGGCUUUGAUAACACGCUGCCUGACAGCACUGACCACCUGCUGUCAAGUCUCAACCGCCUGGCCGGAAAGCAGAUGGUACGCUUGGUGAAGUGGGCCAAAGUACUUCCAGGUUUCCGGGGCCUGCCCAUUGAGGACCAAAUCACCCUGAUCCAGUACUCGUGGAUGUGUCUGUCCUCCUUUUGCCUCAGCUGGCGCUCCUACAAACACACCAAUGGACAGAUGCUCUACUUUGCCCCUGACCUCAUCUUUAAUGAGGACCGCAUGCAGCAGUCAGCCAUGUAUGACCUGUGUCUGGGCAUGAGGCAGGUGAGCCAGGAGUUUGUUCGACUGCAGCUAACCUAUGAUGAGUUCCUCUCCAUGAAAGUCCUUCUGCUUCUCAGCACAGUUCCCAAAGAGGGUCUGAAGAACCAGGCGGAGUUUGAGGAGAUGAGGGUUAAUUACAUUAAGGAGCUCCGGCGCUCAGUGGGAAAAGCAACCAACAACUCUGGCCAAACCUGGCAGCGCUUCUUCCAGCUCACCAAGCUACUGGAUGCCAUGCAUGAUCUGGUGGGGAACCUGUUGGAUUUCUGUUUCUACACCUUUCGUGAGUCCCAGGCCCUGAAGGUGGAGUUCCCUGACAUGUUGGUGGAGAUCAUUAGUGACCAGAUACCAAAGGUGGAGUCAGGCCUCACUCACACAAUCUACUUCCACAAGAAGUGACUCACUGAGCAGCUGGGACAGAAGCAGCAUUGAGAACUGGAAGAGGGGAGAAAAGAGUUCAAGGAAGAGAAAAUGUGCAUAGAAGGCCUAACCUGUGGCCUGCACCCUGUCUCCCAGUAUGCCAGCGUCCUCGUCUUGGAUGGGAAAGUUAAGUGACUUGGUGACAGAAGUAAAAGGGGGAGAAAGAUUUGACCCUGCAGUCACCCUGAGCGGGUCAGAGCUGUGAAUAGUUUGUGGAGUAGAACACGAUACACAGAGAAGGACUUGUGACAAAUGUGACAAAGCAUCCCGAAGUACCCCCCUGCUCUCCGUCCCAAAGACGAUAACAGUAUUUUCUAUGGAGAUAAAGCCAUACAUUUCUUAGGAUGCGCUAGAUACAUUCACUACACACACACACACACACACACGUAGAGGGAAAUUCUCACUGAUACACAUGCUGUCCACAUGCCUUCACACAAACGCACAGAUGCACACCACAUGCACUAAAAAUCAGAUUCCCUUAUAAAUCUAGAGAGAACAUUUUUUGCAGAUAUUAACUGUGGCUUAUGCAGUUUUUCACAAAUAAUAGCACUAUGAAAAAGAAAGCCAAUACUUAGAUUUUGCUUUGCAGGGUAGCAACAUACUGCAAGACUGCAGGGCAAAAGACAUUAUGAGGAGGCUCAGAAAUUCUAGACUGUAAGAUGAACGGUCUAUCUGAAUAUAUUCCAAGGGCUAUACAUGCGUCAUCAUAAGCUGAAUAAUUACAUCAAAAUCUAACCAGUCCAAGUUUGAAUUUCAAAUCGGUGUCAUUAACACCCAUCAUUAACAUUCACAUACUGAGUUUUUUAAUUCAAAUAUGUAGUAAAACAAUCAAAACUAAUAUGCAAAAGUCCAAAGCUAAAGCUGUUUUGAAAUAAAAAUGUCUCUCUUGUGUAAAGAAAGCUUGCACGUGAAGCUCCCAUGUCAUAAGGUCACUAUUUUAGGAACUGUGGUGUAGAAUUAAAAAUUAUCGAUUACCUUUGUGCAAAAAUGGUCAGGAUUGCUGCAGGAUGGAAAAAAUGCUUUCACAGAAACGAUUUCAGUAGAGUCUGCUGGUAAUGGAUUUGACUGAGGUGCAUCCAUAAUAAUUGCUGUCAUUUGUGUUAUCUCCAGAGCAGCUGUCCAAAUGUCUGUUUUUACUCACAACGAAGCAAAACCAGCCCUUUGUGAACCAACACUUAUCUACUCUUCCCAGAAAUAAUAAAAAGCAUUUUAUAAAAGUGUGUUGCAAAGGUUUAGUUUUUGACAAGCCAGUCAUUUUACAUUAAGGUGCUUCAUUUCUACAAAAGCCAGGCAAAACAUAACAUGUACAGUAACUUGUAGACCGUCCAUACAAUACGUUAUAUGGACACAGUUCAAACACACAUACUCUGUAAAGUUGAUAUAAUCCAAAAUGGAGCAUUACUCUGCAGUGCUUACAGCAAACCGGCUAAUGUAUCAAAACCAGGCAAAUGUGUACAGGUAUUAACAACUUCUUAAAAAACAUUAUAUUCAGCUGUUGUACAGAAGAUGUUUUGAGGUACAUGUUGAUGAAUGCUUGAUGAAGAACUAUGUUGGUAUGAUCACCUGUCCUUAUUUAGUUGAUUUCCCUUAUAUUUGGGCCAAGUACUACUAUUUUAGGUAUGGCAGGCCUAGUCAUCUGGACCAUUAACUUGUCUCACACCCCACUGGUUUCUGGGUUUCUGGGUGGUUGUGGAACACUACUAUGAUGCUACUGAAAAGCGAAAGAGCUGCUGGGGAAGAAAAAAAACAGUGGGGGCGUGUGAUUAUUUGUUGGUUUUUUAUUUUUUGCCCUGUGAGUGUGUAUUUACAUGUGCGUACGGAGUGAGUAUGGCUUAAGUUUGUGUGUAUGUGUGUUGUGUUUUUUUUUUUUUUUCCUGGCAAGCAUGUGCAUAGUUGAUCUGCUCUUUCAGUGUGGGUAUUAUGCAUUUAUGUUAUAGGAUUAGCCAUAUCCUAUUUCCACUUUUAGAUUUGCACAGAGAUACAAUGUGAAAUGAGGCAUUAGUGCAGCUAGCAGGAAUUGUCUGUUUUGAUAAGAAACUGUGAUGAUGCGGGAAAAAAAAAAAAGACUUUCUGCAUGGUCACCCAGCCUAAAGUUAGACAACAUGACAUCAUUAGCACAGCAGGCUGGCGUACUGUAUUCGUGGCCUCAGCUCUCUUGAUGAUGGCGCUGUGCUACACUAUGAGGUCUCUUCUGUGGUGGCGAAUUGUGUGACGACUGGUGUACAAAGAGACGGAGGUGGCAGGAUCACAACUGUCAUUAUCAGAGAGGCUUCAUUUUACAAUCCGUCUUUGUUGUGCAUUAUUGUUCAAGUUGUGAAGGACCCUUAAGCUAAUCUCUCACUGUUUCUUUAUUUUGCCCCCUUUUUUGUCCUUUUUAAAAGGAAUAUUAAAAAAAACUGUCUAAAGGUUCAUAGGAUGAAUGGGAAAGUAUUUUUGAGAGAAUUAUAUUUUGCUGGAAAACAAUAUUUAAGUACUUUGUCUAAAAAUGAUAUCCUUUUUGUAAAAUGAAAUGUUAAUGCAUGCUUUUUGAUGAGAUGUUUACAUUGUAUUUAAAAAAGGGAAACUUGUGCCUUUUUAUCUCACCUGAUUUACAAUUUUACAGUAUAUAUUGUAAAUAAUACAGCAAGUCCUUAUGUUGAGUAUAGUAUAAACAUUUCUACUUUAACCAUCUUGUUGGAAUAUUGGAAAAAUGUGUGUUUCCCACUCGCCAUGUUCUGUGUGUUGGAUCACAGAGAAGAAUUUACAGUAAGGGGUCGGUGCCAGAAAGGGCCAAAUAGAGAAAUGAAUGUAUCAUACAUUGUGAGAGACUUAUGGAACUUACUACCUGAAUGUUAGAGAGAGUACAUUUAUUAUCUUCUUAUUAAGUAAAGUUAUUUGAUUUUGCAUCUUUCUUUCUUUUUUUUUUCUUUUUUUUUACUGUUUGCAUCAUUGUUCACGUGGCUCAAACAAAGAAAAAAAAACAAAACAAAAAAAUCAAAAAGUAUUUCUUAUUUUGUAACAAGAUGUAUCAAGUGAUGGAUCCUUGAGUUGUUGCUGUUGAAAUGAUUUCCUAACCCAUGGCGGUAUUGUUGAUGAGCACCACAAUAAAAUCAAAAAGUCACAAACUAUUGAUAUUGGGAUAAGUGAAAGAAAGUUCUUGACUUUUCAGUUUGAAAGUACAAACUUUGUGCACACACAAGAUGAAAUGAAAUGAUGGAUGUACAGACUGUAAGGCAAGUUAAGCC